Messenger RNA from Pogona vitticeps (central bearded dragon), 751 nucleotides. NCBI's taxonomy places the organism in Eukaryota, Metazoa, Chordata, Lepidosauria, Squamata, Agamidae. The record is from RefSeq and is a predicted model, not a curated record.
AAAUGGAGCUGGGGGGCCGAGUGUCCUUUGGGUCUCAGCCUGGCUGUCUCAGGUGAGCGAAGGCCAGGAUUUGCCAGUUCAGGAUGGCAGAGGCAGCGAGCGAGCGAGCGAGCAAACUGCAGCACGGGAGGGAAGCCCUGCACGGCACGCCUGGGACAGAAGCGCCCCCAGAUCCAGCUGUUGGCCAGCUGUUUCCUUUCUCAGGCACGUGCGCUCCUGGAUUCACAUCAGUUCAAGGGUUGUUUUUCGGCAGGGACUUUGGUGGGUGCUGGAGACGUCAUCUCACAGCAGGUGGUGGAGAGGCGGGGGCUCGCUGGACAUAGUGGGCGCCGGACUCUGAAGAUGAUGGCCAUCGGCUUUUGCUUUGUGGGCCCAGUCAUUGGAGGAUGGUACCAGGUGCUGGACCACCUGGUGCCUGGCAGGACUCGGGCGGCUGCGCUCCAGAAGAUGCUGCUUGACCAGGGUGGGUUUGCUCCCUGCUUCCUGGGCUGUUUUCUGGCUGUGGCAGGGGUGCUCAAUGGGUUGUCCAUGGAAGAGAACUGGGGCAAGAUCAAGCGGGACUACAAGGAUGCUCUGAUCACCAACUACUACAUCUGGCCAGUGGUGCAAGUAGCCAACUUCUACUUUGUCCCCUUGAACCACAGGCUGGCUGUGGUCCAGGGUGUCGCGAUUGUUUGGAAUGCCUACCUCUCCUGGAAGGCCAACCAGCUGUGAACAGGCAAGGGGAGGGAGGGGCUGAGCCAUUCUUGCC